GCUAUUGAAACUCUCUCUCCCUGUUUCGUUUUCUCUCUCGCGCUGGGGAUUUGCUGCUACUUUUGCUCUCUCUCUGUUUCGAUUUGCUCUCUCUCUCUCUCUCUGUUUCGCUCCGUCUGGUGGUCUUAGAAUGGAGGUGGCUGAUGCUACUGAUGUGGGUCUAUCUCCUAGCACGCCAAAGGGAAAGGAGUUCCAGAUUCCUGUAAUAUCAUUCAAUACCCUACCGGCGGCGCCGAAGAGAAAACCCGUCUGGUCUAGAAUGGAGGUGGGUGAUGUCACUAAUGUGUGUCUAUCUCCUAGCACGCCAAAGGGAAAGGAGUUCCAGAUUCCUGGAAUAUCAUCCAAUACCCCACCGGCGGCGCCGAAGAGAAAACAGGCGAUUUCGGUGGAUGGGUGCUCCACGACGCCUAAGGGAAAUGAGAUUCCUCGAAUCUCCGAUUGCCCACUGCCGCCAAAGGAAAAACCGGCGAGACCACCCAAGAAUUACGAUAUUCUGUCACUAAAAUUUUUCACCGGAAUGGCUCCCAAGUAUUUUAGGGAUUGAUGCCAAAUAAGUCAAGAAAUAGCUGUGAAGGGGCUUGGAGGAGGCUAUGGUCGCUGAGAAAGGGUAGGAAGCCGGGUAAGAAAAAUCUUAUAGCUUUGUACAUUGUUUUGGGUAUGUGCCUGAAGGGUCUUUGAUCUUGAUAAGAUGCAGCCAGAGGGCUCAAGCACGACUAGCCCCGAUUGUAUUGGUAUAUUGCGGAUAUUCUCUAACCAGUUUCUCGAAGCAAAGGUAUGCUUUUACUUGUCUCCUUUCUUAUCUGAUUGCCUAGUUUCCUUUCAGUAAUGUCUUGAUCUACUUGCCUCUGCACUUGUGUUUAUCUUAAUGAAAUCUUGAAACCAAUAGAUAUUCUGUAGAUGACAUCAUUUUUAGUACUAGUGGAAGCAGCACCAAUAGUACUUAUAGCUAUUGGCUUGGAAUUUGGUUGCAUUUACCGCAUCAAAAGUGGACAUUGGACAUCCCGUUUCAAGCUUCAGGUGGAUAACCUCUCAGACAAAAGCCAGUUUUUCUAUAAACAGGUCUAGCUUUCAGAGUGGAUGACCAAGCCCUUCAAUUAUUUGCCGUUACUCCAGCUUCAGUUAGCUUGGUCAGCCUGCAGGGAAACCCUAGAUCAGAUUAUAUCCACACUAUUGUUCAUCUUGAACCUUCUUAUGUCAUACAAAAGUUUUUAGAUGCACAAAGAAUGUACAAUCAUAUGACUCUUCUCUUAAACUGUUACACCAAAUUGAAAGAUGUGGAGAAGCUAAAUAUAUUUACAACAAUGGGUUAAAUACAAUUCCUUAUCAAUAUAUAUAU
Messenger RNA from Alnus glutinosa, 1336 nucleotides. RefSeq lists its product as uncharacterized. The coding region runs from base 131 to 544 and encodes 137 amino acids. NCBI's taxonomy places the organism in Eukaryota, Viridiplantae, Streptophyta, Magnoliopsida, Fagales, Betulaceae. The record is from RefSeq and is a predicted model, not a curated record. The transcript has 2 exons. Gene Ontology annotation, biological process: regulation of DNA endoreduplication.